Molecule: messenger RNA, 4138 nt
Organism: Nothobranchius furzeri (turquoise killifish)
Lineage: Eukaryota; Metazoa; Chordata; Actinopteri; Cyprinodontiformes; Nothobranchiidae
Source: RefSeq, a predicted model, not a curated record
CUGCUCCACCAUGCAAACUGUACCGCCCUCUAAGACAUCUACGCGCACUAUCUCAGUUACGGGCUUCUCUGGGGAACAACAAACUCUGCCUUUCUCCCUGCCACUCCCAACUACGGUGGGAAACCAGACAGUACUGCACAGCUUCGUCUGUUCACCAACAGUUCCAGUCAACUUACUAGGAAGAGAUCUCCUCAUCAAGCUAGGAGCCACCAUUUUGUGUGGACCUACGGGACUUACUGUCACUCUGCCAGAAGGGACUAUUUUGCCCUGCACCGGAGAAGCCAGUGAUGGCAUGUACUUGGUCCAAAAACUGCCUGACAUAUCAGACUGUGCUGAGAUUUAUUGGGCUCUGUUGGACACAGAAACCAAGGACACUCCUGGCUUAAUGACUCUGUACCAGCAGUGGAAACCCUGGCUGACUCAGGUCCAUCCUUAUGUUUCUCCCCCUGACCCUCCUCACCUAACAUUAUUCUAUGACAGACAUGAUUCAGUUUGGUACAAAGAAGCCUUCCAAAAUCAUUUAGAGGGACAGCAAUGGUGUGUACAAACAACAGAUAUUUAUGCUGCACCAGAAGGUGUGGCUGCUGCAGCCAACCUAACCCAAGAACAAUUGGCAUGGUACAUGAUGGAAGAUGAGGCAGUACCUCAUGUCUCUCUUGCUUUACAUCCAGCCCAUCAGGCAAAAGAACUAGGAGGAAUGGUUAAACGUUCCCUAGCAACCACUGAUUGGCGUUCAACUCCUCUUCCACAAGUGUCGUAUUCAGACUCGACUCAGACAUUUAAAAUCACUGCGGUUUGUACUAAUUCAACACAUUUACAACAGGAAACAAUUAGCAGAUCUCAUGGCCGCGAACGAACCGAUCACCCUGAUGCUCUAACAAUGUUAGACUCGCUUCCCACCUCCCUGUGGUCAACAGGCCCCACUGAUGUUGGGUUGGUGUCCAUCCCACCUGUGACCUUUCACCUAAAAGAUCAUGCUCCCCUGUGGGUUCCACAAUACCCACACAAACCAUAUGCUGAAGAGGGGAUAGCAGACACCAUCAAUGGCCUGUUGCAGGCAGGGGUGUUGGAACCAUCCAUGUCAGAAUGGAACACUCCGAUUUUACCUGUAGAAAAGAAAAAUACUGGUAAAUAUCGAAUGGUUCAUGACCUGCGUCGUAUAAACGCCCUACUUAACACAAACUCACUUCCCGUCCCUAACCCAUAUGUGGCUCUGACAAACUUACCACCUUCACAUGCAUGGUUUUCCUGCAUAGAUUUGGCAAAUGCAUUCUUUUGUCUCCCACUUCAUGAGUCUCUGAGGGACAUUUUCUCUUUCACAUUCAGAGGGCAGCAAUUCAGAUACACGCGUUUGCCACAAGGGUUCACCCUGUCACCUGGUUUGUUCAACCAAUGUUUGCGUCAGCUCCUAGACACAUGCCCCCUACCUGAUGACUGUGUUCUAGUGCAGUAUGUUGACGAUUUGCUUCUGUCAGCGCCCUCUGCGGGCUCCUGUCUGCAAGCUACUCAAACAUUACUAACUCAUUUGGCCAGGCUUGGAUUUAAGGUCAGCCGGUCCAAACUUCAGAUAGCCAGGAAACAAGUGUCAUUUUUGGGCAGGAUGGUUUCACAAGUUGGUGUGUCAUUGUCACCAGAUCACAGAAACUCCAUUCUCCAUCACUCUAAACCUGAAACAGUCAAAGACAUGUUAUCUUUCCUAGGCCUGACAGGCUACAGUAGACACUUCAUCCCUAACUAUGUUGGUCUCACUGCCCCACUACGUGCCCUCAUUGCACCUUUUGGGAUGCGUCAACUCACAGCUCACCUGAACUGGACUAUUCCAGCAGAAGAAGCUUUCAUAAAACUCAAACAACAACUCUCCACUGCUAGUGAUUUAGCUACUGCAGACUACAAAUCCACAUUUUUUCUUGAUGUUUCUGGAUCAGAAACUCAUGUGAAUGGAGUUCUGUUCCAGAAAAAAGGGGGAGGUCAGAGACAAGUCUUGAUGUACAUAAGUGUCAUGCUAGAUAACAUGGAAAAAAGACACCCACCUUGCACACAGCAUGUAGCAGGCCUUGCAAAAAUUUUACAAAAAACAGCACACAUUGUAAUGGGCUAUCCUCUGAAAGUACUAACAACACACAGUGUAGUAGCUUACAUUACAUCACAAGCUUUCACCAUGACCCCACUAAGACAAAGAAAAAUCUGUAAAAUCUUAGAGGCCCCACACAUCACCUACACACACGAAGGGAUAAACAUGGCAGACCACAUGGGUAAUGGGGAGCCUCAUUCGUGCGAACAAAGAACAGCAAUAGAAGAAAAAGUCAGACCAGAUUUAAGUGCAACCCCACUACAAAAUCCUGAUAAGAACUGGUUCACAGAUGGCUGUUGUUACAGAGAUGACAAUGAUGGAUUAAAAGCUGCCUGGGCAGUAGUAGAGCAACUCCCUACAGGCGAGUGGUUCACUGCAGGAGCGGAAAAGCUGAAAGGACAACAGUCAGCACAGAGAGCAGAAGUGUUAGCUAUUAUUGCCGCUCUCAAAAUGAGCACAGGGAAGAAAGUAAAUAUUUACAGUGACUCAGCUUAUGCUGUAGGAGCCGUGCAUGUUGAAUUGAAACAGUGGUUGAGAGCUGGCUUUGUGACUGCUGGGGUGAAACCCAUAAAACAUGAGUCUGAGAUGAGGGAACUAGCAGAAGCUUUAUUCCUUCCAGCAGAAGUGGCAGUGAUAAAAUGCAAAGGACAUAGUCAGGGCUCUGACUUUGUAUCUAAGGGAAAUCAGGAGGCAGAUAGGGCUGCCAAGAUAACAGCUGAAUAUCUUCCUGUAUAUAACCUAGUGGUUGAAACAGUAACUGUUGAAAAAAGCAUUGAUCCUAGAAUAUCCAUCACAAAAGAAACACUGAAAGACAUGCAAGAUCAAGCUUCAGCACAGGAAAAAACUUUAUGGUUGGCAAGAGGCGCCACUAACACAGAUGUUUGGAGAAGUCCAGAUGGUAGACCCAUACUACCACCUGGCAUCAGGCAAACAGCAAUGGAAGAAGCACAUGGUGUUGGACAUGUUGGUGUAGCACAGAUGAUGAGAAAUUUGUCCCCCUGGUGGCAUCCAUACCUAACAGACAUGGCCAGAUAUUUGGUUAAAACUUGUACAGAGUGUACUCAGUUUGGCAUUAAACCUACCCUGAAACCAAUCCAAGGUCAAUUUCCAAUACCAACAUGCCCUGGAAAAGAGAUAACCAUAGAUUUCACAGAUAUGAUUGACAGGGUAAAAGGCUACAGGUAUCUCCUAGUGUGUGUAGAUGCCUACACUGGAUGGCCGGAGGCUUGGCCUGCGAAAAAAGAAGACAGCAAAACAGUCAUCAAAUGUCUGAUCAAUCAUUACAUUCCCCAACACGGGUUUCCGGAAAAAAUCAGAUCGGACAAUGGGACACAUUUUAAGAACAAAGAUCUACAAGAGGUUGAAACCAUGCUGGGACUGAAACACAAGUUUGGUUCAGUGUAUCAUCCUCAGUCCCAGGGAAAGGUGGAAAGGAUGAAUCAAACGCUAAAGGUCAAAUUGGCUAAAAUCUGUGCACAGACCAAAUUAACUUGGUUAGAUGCUUUGCCCCUUGCUCUGAUGUCCACACGGAGCUCAGUUAACAAAACCACAAGGUUCACUCCCUUUGAACUACAGACUGGACGGCCGUUUCCAGGACCUGCCACAAAACUACCUCUGACUGCUGACCUGACUGACUCCCUCGACUCAAGGUCAUAUUAUAAUCUGUUGCAUAGUCUUGUCUCUCAGUUCUCGUUACAGGUUAAGGCUGAUCGUACCACCACAGAUGCCCCAUCUCCACAACCUGGGACAGACUGGGUCCUGCUGAAAGUCACCAAAAGGAAGUGGACGGAACCGAGGUGGACCGGACCCUACAGGAUCACGGAGAGGACGUCACACGCUGUCCGGCUGGACGGCAAAGGAGACUCCUGGUACCAUUGGACCCAGUGUGCUGCUGCGGAGGAGCCACACCGCACCCUGACCGAGGUCCAAGAGAACCUGUCACAGAGGGAGGAGCCUAACCUGGAAGAGAAGCAGCCGACAUCUGCCUGACCAGAAAAGUACCUAAGGACCAGGACGAGAAGCAGCUGACAUCUGCCGAACCAUAAAAAGGAUUCAAAAAAAAAAAAA